GGCAGGUCUGUGUCCCAGAGGUUUGUUCUAGAAAGAGCUCCUCCCAGCUCUAGGUAAAGCUGCUCUCUCCUGGCGGAGCAGCCAGUCCCACUGCACGUGCAUGCAAUCACACACACACCCAGAGCUGCACGCUGCACACACUACUCAAUCUCACUCUUAACCCCGGAGCAAACGCUGCCACUACCUCAGUAGCUGCUGAGUGCUCGACUUGCUGCUUUACCUGGGCACCCAUCACCUGCUAGUGCCUGCAAGGAGAGGACAUGGGUGUUCUUCCGCCCCAGGUGAGAGGGUCCUGGACCCACUUCCAGAAACGUCUCGCCUCCUGGCUGUUCCGAGAGAAAGACUGGAAUCAGCGUCUGGACGAGGCCCAUCUGCUGCAACAGAAGAGGAUUCGAGACUCGCCACUGCUUUGGGCAGCCAAGAACAAUGACUUGUGUACCCUGAAAAGACUUCUGGUGGACAGAACCUGUGACUCGCGACAAAGAGGGGCCCUGGGGGAAACAGCGCUGCACAUAGCUGCCCUCUAUGACAACCUGGAGGUGGCCCUGGUGCUGAUGGAGGCUGCCCCAGACCUGGUCUUGGAACCCACCCUGUGUGAGCCCUUUGUAGGCCAGACUGCACUGCAUGUGGCCAUCCUGAACCAGAAUGUGAACUUGGUGCGAGCCCUGCUCACCCAUGGGGCCAGCAUUUCAGCCAGAGCUACAGGCUCAGCUUUCUGCCACAGCCCCCACAACCACAUCUACUUUGGGGAGCACCCUCUGUCCUUUGCUGCUUGCGUGGGCAGCGAGGAGCUUGUGCGCCUGCUCAUCGAACAUGGAGCAAACAUCCGGGCCCAGGACUCCCUGGGAAACACAGUGUUGCACAUCCUCGUCUUCCAGCCCAACAAGACCUCUGCCUGCCAGAUGUACAACCUGCUGCUGUCCUACGACGGGCGUGGAGGCCACCUGCAGCCCCUGGACCUCGUGCCCAAUCACCAGGGCCUCACCCCCUUCAAGCUGGCAGGAGUAGAAGGCAACACCGUGAUGUUUCAGCACCUCAUGCAGAAGCGGAAGCACAUCCAGUGGACCUGCGGGCCACUGACUUCCACUCUCUAUGACCUCACGGAGAUCGACUCCUGGGGAGAGAAGGUGUCCUUUCUGGAGCUCGUGGUCUCCUCUAAGAAACGAGAGGCUCGAGAGAUCCUGGAACAGACACCUGUGAAGCAGCUGGUGAGCCUCAAGUGGAAGCGAUAUGGGCGGCCCUACUUCUGCCUGCUGGGUGCCUUGUAUUUGUUCUACAUGGUCUGCUUCACCAUAUGCUGUGUCUAUCGCCCCCUCAAGUUCCGAAAUGGCAAUAACACUGUGUCCCGAGAUAUCACCAUCCUAGAGCAGAAGCCACUACAGGAGGCUUAUGUCACUGAACAGGAUAAAAUCCGGCUGGUGGGGGAGCUGGUGACCAUCAUCGGGGCUCUGAUCAUGCUGUUCCUAGAGAUCCCAGACAUCUUCAGGGUUGGUGCCUCUCGCUAUUUUGGACAGACCGUCCUUGGGGGGCCAUUCCAUGUCAUCAUCAUCACUUCUGCCUCCCUAGUGCUGGUCACCAUGGUGAUGAGGCUCACUAACACCAACGGGGAGGUGGUGCCCAUGUCCUUCGCCCUGGUGCUGGGCUGGUGCAGUGUCAUGUACUUCGCGCGAGGAUUCCAGAUGCUGGGCCCCUUCAGCAUCAUGAUCCAGAAGAUGAUUUUUGGAGACCUACUGCGUUUCUGCUGGCUGAUGGCUGUGGUUAUUCUGGGAUUUGCCUCAGCCUUCUAUAUCAUCUUCCAGACAGAGGACCCAAGCCAGUUGGGGGAAUUCCAUGACUUCCCCACAGCCCUGUUCAGCACCUUUGAGCUUUUCCUCACCAUCAUCGAUGGCCCUGCCAACUAUAAUGUGGACCUGCCCUUCAUGUACAGCAUCACCUAUGCUGCCUUCGCCAUCAUCGCCACCCUGCUCAUGCUCAACCUUUUCAUCGCCAUGAUGGGUGACACUCACUGGCGGGUGGCCCAAGAACGGGAUGAGCUCUGGAGGGCUCAGGUCGUGGCCACCACGGUGAUGCUGGAGAGAAAGAUGCCUCGCUUCCUGUGGCCUCGCUCAGGCAUCUGUGGGUGCAAGUAUGGGCUGGGCGACCGCUGGUUCCUACGAAUCGAGAGCCGCCAUGACCAAAACCCUUUGCGAGUGCUGCGCUGUGUGGAAGCUUUCAAGUCCUCAGGCAAGGAGGAUGAACAACAGCAUCUUUCUGAGAAAUGUCCCUCAGUGUUUGAAAGUGGGACGAUAGCCAGAGCCUCCAUGACCCUGCCAACGCCCUCUCUGUCCCGGAACACAUCCCACAGCAGCAGCAGCCACUGGGGUUGGGAGGUCCUUCGUCGCAACACCUUGGGACACUUGAAUCUUGGACUGGACCUUGGUGAGGGGGAUGUAGAUGAAAAUAUUUAUCUAUGAUUAGGACCCCUGUUACUCUUGACAUGACUCCAGGUGGCCUGGAGUGGGACGCAAGCAGAGAGAUAUUUUCCUAGGCCAGAAUCUAAAUCCCAUGAAGUUAAUCAUAGGAGGCUGUGGGCAGAAUAAUUCUCAAAGGCCAUGUCUCAGCCUUCACUUAAGCAUUUCUGGUGACAGGCCAUGGGCCCUUGUCCUACACAUCCUCUGAAAGUCCCAUAUCUUGGGAAAAGAAGGUAUCCUUUGUAGCAAAGUUGGACUUGACCAUGAGAGACACGAGGUAGGGAUACUACACUCAUGUCUGCCCCCUGCAGGUUCUAGGAAGUAGCCUUGGAGCCAGAUAGGUUCCAAGUGCUUAAUGUGAGAGGAGUGGGGCUUCACUUGUGUAAUGUGGGAGGAGCCAGGCCCAGGGAUCUGGCUGUGGCUCUUGUCUUUUUCCUAUAGCCCUGAAGUACUCUUUUCCCACAUAACAACCAGACAGCAACUAUCAAACUGCAAGAAGAAAGGCUCUGUAUACUUGCUUUAUGUUUUAAGUUUAUUGUGGUAAUAUGCACAUACAAUUCAUCAUUUUAAUCAUUUUUAGGUAUACAAUUCCAUGGCAUUAACUACAUUCACAUUGUAGUAUUACUAUUACCAGUAUUUAUCUAUAGACCAUUCUCAUUGUCUCAAGUUGAAAGUCUUGUACCCAUUAGAAAUUAACUGCCCAUUAUCUCCUCCCCAUAGUCCCUAAUAACCAAUAUUCUACUUCCUUAUAAAUUUGACUGUUCUUAGCACCUCAUAAAAGGGAAAUUGUGCUGUAUUAACUCUAUUGUGUCUGCUGUAUUUCACUUAGUAUAAUGCUUUCAAGAUUCAUCCAUGUUGUAGCAUGUAUAAGAAUUUCAUUCUAAUUUAAUUGUAUGCACAUACAAGUUUUAUUUAUCUGUUCAUCCAUUGUUGUACAUUUGUUUCCACUUCUUGUUUCUUGUGAGUAAAACUGUUACAAACAUUGGUGCACAGACAUCCAAGUCCCCAUUUUUGGUAGAUUAUACCUACAAGUGGUAUUGCUGGAUCUUAUGGUAACCUUUGCUUAAUUUUUUUGAGAAACUGCUAUGCCCUUUUCCACAGUAGCUGUGCUCUUUUACAUUUCCUCCAGCAAUAGAUGAGUGUUCCAUUUUCUCCACAUCCUCACCAAUACCUGCUACUUUCUGUUUUUGCUGUUAUUUCCAUCAGUGGCCCUCCUAAUGGAUGUAAAGUGAUACCGUAUUGUGGUUUUGAUUUGCAUUUUCCUUAAUGCCUAGUGACACUGAACUCCUUUUUAUGUGUUUAUUGGCCAUCUGCAAAACAUUUUUUUUAAGAAACGUCUGUUGAAGUCCUUUGCCCAUAGUUUGAAUUGUGUUGCUGUUCUGUUGUUGUUUCUAAGUUGUCUUAUUCUUGCUUUUGAAGUCUCUGAGUCUAAAAAUGUUUGUCUCUCAUUUGCAUCCUAGUAUAUUUUUAAAUAUAUGUGGUAAAUUUUGCCUUUCUAAUCAUUUCUUUUAUGGGAUCAUCCCCAAUCUGUCUGUCAGGUGGCUCAUUAGCAGUUAAUCGCCCUUGUACCUGGAAGCAGCUUCCAGCUGUGUCUGCUGCCACCAUCAUCUCACCAUCUCCAUUUACCCCUAUGCUGAGUUGUGGGGUGAAUGUCAAUAACCAAAGAGGGGCCAUCCUUCUUCAGGAAGGAAAGUGGGAACUAGGCAUCCAGGGCAUCCAUAACAGGAGCUCAGAAGCAGCCUCCCUCUUGACUCCAGCCCUUCACUUCUUACCCCAGCACCGUUAGCACCCUUACCAAGAUGCCAUAAUAACUUUGAAGAGGACUGUGGCCUACGAUAGCAAAGAGAUACGUGGGAUCUGUGAAAGCAUGGACAGGUUCAGCUAGGUACCCAUGCAAAGCACAGAAGAGUGCGGAACAGUGAGGGGUACCAUGAGCAUGCAUGUGCACACUCCCAUACGCAUGUUCCCAGGGGCGCAUGUUCUGAAAGUGCUCAGUCACUGGGCUCCCUCACAUUUCUUCCACCAUGGAAGCACAUCCUAUUAUAUGGACAACAAAACUCCCAUCUGUCUCCAGAUCCAGUUUUCUUUCUCUCUCUUCCAUCAUCUAUGUCUAUCCCUGUCUUCUCUAGUAUUCUCAUCUCUGUCUCUUCCACCUUUUCCUCUCCACUGGUGCUAGUCAGCAAAUAACCAUGCUCUAUUCUUUCCCAUCUUCCAACACAUCACAAACACCCUCCACCGUUUAGCUAUGACUGCCCCAUCUUCUUCACUCUUUCUUCAGGGCCAGACUUCCUAAGGAAAGACUCCAUUUUCCACUGACCUCACACAGAGUCCUCGGUCCAUUUCGAUGUGACCUUACUUCUCCAUACUACUGAUAUCACCCUCAUCAAGCUUAUCUGUCUACCUACAGCUAAAUCUGCUGAAAGUCUCAGUCUUGCUUGAAGUCUCUAGCAUCUGUCAGAUUAUACUCAACCACUCACCACUUCUCAGCAUGCCCACUGCCACACAGUGCCACUCUGAUUUCCUUCCGCCAGUCCCUUCAACAUUUUUGGUACACAGGCUCUAUUUUUCUCACCACCUGGGCAGUCCCAUCCACUUCGAAGACUGUAUUAGCAUGGACAUGUUAGUGAUUCCCAAACCCUUGUCUUCAGAUUAGAUCUGCCUCCUGAGUUCCAGGCGUGAACAGCUUGGAUACCUACCUAUUGGACAGCUAUACCUGGAUAUUUUACAGAUAUCUCAAUCUCAGCAUGUCCCAAACUGAACAGCUUUGCUUCCUCACCAAACCUGCUCCUCCACCAAUGUUUCCAACAUUGAAACAUUGAAAUGAUAGGUGAAGUUGCCCAAGCCAGAAUCUAGGCGUCAUCUACACAUCUAUCUCAACUCUCAUCUCCAGUAAAUCUCCAGUCUUGUGGAUUCUAUCACCUAAAACCUCCUUUGAAAAGUAACUCAUAGUAAUCAAUAAUAUGUCACAAAGUUGUAAGAGCACACAAGGUAUACGGGAGGGGGGGAACACUUUCCUACUUCUGUCCCAGCCCUUCUGGUGUUCUUCCUGGGGACAUUCUUUUACAGUAUAGUUUGUUAUUUAUCCUUCCAAAGUGACUCCCUGCAGAUCCAAGCAUAUGUAUGCAUACAUUCAUCUUCAAAACACAGGCAAUAGUACAGUAUAUUAGGAAAACAGCUCUUGCUUUUCUCAUGUAACAUAUUUUGAAGACUGUUUCAUGCUCAUCCAGCAUAAAACCACCCUGUUCCUUUGUCUCUGCCUCUCUGGCCCCCAUUGGCAUCCCGACAUGGGCCGCCGCUACCUCCGGCCUGCGUUAUGGCAGUAGGCCCCUAACUGCCCUCUCUGCUGGCAGUCUUGGUCCACAGUGCACACUGCAGCUGCAAUGACCUUCAUAAGAGGCGACCUCUGCCUCAGAUGGUGGUCUCAUGAGCGUGCUUCCCUGAUAGCCUCUGGCAACCUCUCCAGCCUCCUCACACCCCUCCCCUCAUGCACUCUCUCACCAAGCUGAAGUAUUAUUAGUUGCUCAAUGGGGCUAUAUUCUCCUCCUUGACCUUCACAGUUUCUGGACCUUUCUACCUUUCUGAACCCAUUACACCCUUCUGGCUUUGUAACUUGUAUUCAUCCUAUUGGUCUCAAUGAUCAUACACUGAUUGUGUGUUAUUAUACAUCCUGCACUUUACUGUCAUCCCUUGUUUAAAUGUCCAUCUUCUUUAGUAGAUUGUAAGGCAAAGGAUGUCCAUCUCAUUCAUCAUGCUGCCAGUGCAUGGCAUAAUUCCUGUGCAAGGU
This is a messenger RNA of Artibeus jamaicensis (Jamaican fruit-eating bat), 6234 nucleotides long. Its product is annotated as transient receptor potential cation channel subfamily V member 5-like. The transcript has 15 exons. Bases 261 to 2453 code for a protein of 730 amino acids. Gene Ontology annotation, cellular component: membrane. NCBI's taxonomy places the organism in Eukaryota, Metazoa, Chordata, Mammalia, Chiroptera, Phyllostomidae. Gene Ontology annotation, biological process: calcium ion import across plasma membrane. The record is from RefSeq and is a predicted model, not a curated record. Gene Ontology annotation, molecular function: protein binding; calcium channel activity.